Scophthalmus maximus (turbot) is the source of this 3316-nucleotide messenger RNA. RefSeq names its product zinc finger protein 366 (gene znf366). Gene Ontology annotation, cellular component: nucleus. The record is from RefSeq and is a predicted model, not a curated record. Gene Ontology annotation, biological process: regulation of transcription by RNA polymerase II; central nervous system development. The coding region runs from base 210 to 2585 and encodes 791 amino acids. Lineage: Eukaryota; Metazoa; Chordata; Actinopteri; Pleuronectiformes; Scophthalmidae. The transcript has 7 exons. Gene Ontology annotation, molecular function: RNA polymerase II cis-regulatory region sequence-specific DNA binding; DNA-binding transcription factor activity, RNA polymerase II-specific.
CAAAGUGAUUGUUCCUGUUCUCUUUCUUAAGUCACUUCAAAUGCUAUCCGUGGACGGCGGCUCAUUGUCAGGAGGGUUGCAGUGUGAGCAGCAGGGAGAGAACACUGGUACAGGUACAACAGCGGCAGCUGCUGCAGGAGCACCACCACCACCACCACCACAGCACAGCAUCACAGAAAACACACUCUGCUACACUCAUCUGAAAGAAGAUGGAACAAAACAGAGUGACUUUCUCUCGAGGAAGAAGUCCUCCAUUCCGAGAUGAAUCAAGACAAGCAUCUCAGCACAGUUUCUACCUAAGACCAACCCCGCUCUAUAUGAAGCCCCCCAAAUUCUCCCCUUCCAGGUACCCCAACAUGUCACCCACCAGGGACACCUACAGUGUGUUCAGCUCACCUGCUUUCUUUCCCUUGCUCGGUCCCAGUUACGCCCAAAAGGAGGGAUCCCAAAAACGCAAAAGAACUCCUUUCAAAAUGGAUGCCCAAGGUGGUGAAUCUCCUGACAGAGGAGAAGAGGAGGCAGAAGGCAGCAGUAGUAAGGAGACAGUGGAUCCCUCCCAAAUCCCCUUGUCCCUUCCACUUCGCCCCAUUCCUGCCCCACCUCCAAAACCCCUCCCUGGUAUGAUCGAGCUCAACAGACUGCAGCUUCAUCAGAGAUCACCGGCUAUGAAUCUACCUGUGCAGGUGAAACAGGAGCCUCUCAGUCCCUCCACGGUUUGGCCCCCCUCUCCUCUCCUUCUCCACCCUCCAUACUUCCCACCUCUCCACCACAGCCUUCUCCCAUACCCAUUCUUCAUGCCUGGGCCUAUCAUGCACCUCUCCCCUGGUGCUUUCUACCCCAGGGAGGACCUCCGACCUGGUCACCGUACCCGUGAUGGAGCUCCUCGAGACGGGACAACUAGCACUGAGAAGUUCGGCCUCGACAUUCACGUCGACGACAGCUAUUACGUUGAUGUUGGAGGUGACCAGAAACGAUGGAAGUGUCGUAUGUGUGACAAGUCCUACACCUCGAAGUACAACCUGGUGACGCACAUCCUGGGCCACAAUGGCAUUAAGCCACACGGGUGCCACCUGUGUGGGAAACUGUUCAAGCAGCUGAGUCACCUGCACACACACCUGCUCACGCAUCGGGGCAUGAGGCCCCACAAGUGCCAGGUGUGCCACAAGGCCUUCACCCAGACCAGCCACCUGAAGAGGCACAUGAUGCAACACAGUGAUGUGAAGCCAUACAGCUGCGGUGUGUGCGGUCGAGGCUUCGCUUAUCCCAGUGAGCUUCGUGCCCACGAGCUGAAGCAUGAAAAAGGCCAGGAGAACGUUUGUGUGGAGUGUGGUCUGGACUUUCCCACUCUCGCUCAGCUGAAGAGGCACCUGACUGCCCAUCGUGGCCCCACCCUGUACAGGUGUGCAGAGUGCCAGAAGACUUUCCAGUAUCCGAGUCAACUUCAGAACCACAUGAUGAAACACAAAGACAUCAGACCAUACAUCUGCAGUGAGUGUGGGAUGGAGUUCAUCCAGUCACACCACCUGAAACAGCACACGCUCACUCACAAAGGUGUGAAAGAGCAUAAAUGUCGCAUCUGUGGUCGUGAGUUUACGCUGUUGGCCAACAUGAAGCGCCAUGUCCUCAUCCACACCAACAUACGGGCCUACCAGUGCCACAUGUGCUUCAAGAGUUUCGUCCAAAAACAGACUCUCAAGGCUCAUAUGAUCGUGCACUCGGACAUCAAGCCCUAUAAAUGCAAGCUUUGUGGAAAGGAGUUCAACAGGAUGCAUAAUCUCAUGGGCCACAUGCAUCUCCACUCAGACAACAAACCCUUCAAAUGCCUCUACUGCCCGAGCAAGUUCACACUGAAGGGAAACCUCACCAGACACAUGAAGGUCAAACAUGGCGUCAUGGACAGAGGGCUGGAUGAAAGAUUGUUUAGGAAAAGGGGGCGAUUCUGCCUGACCACUCCUAUGAGCCUCCUCAGCCACUUCAGCCAGGAAGAGCCGUUUGACCUUUCACAGAAGCCGCCGGGCCUUCCAGGCCUCCGUCUUGCCCAGUCCGAUGGCGAGAGCGUCCCGGGAAGCUCGUGUCAGGAGGAGGAGGAUGAAGAGAGUUUGUACAGAGGGAGCCAGUACAGCCCAGAGGUGGACCAACAUGAGCCAGCAGGCGAAGACCCCUGCCACCCUAAGCUGGAGGAGAGAGGACCGGGAUCCCCUGAUGAACUGAGGCCAGUCAAGAAACAGAAACGAGCGUACCAGCAAAGUUCAAAUGACGAGACAGCGGCAGCAGCAGCAGAAGGACAAUCUGUGGAUCCCAGGCGUGACCAAGUGCACCUCUUGCCGUCAGAAACAUCCUGUGAAUCUGAUUUUGAGCUGGGUGAGCAGGCGUGCCACCAUGAAACAGGCUGUAGAGAGUCGGAUGAUUAUGACUCUGACUCAGAGCUAGUAGAUUUUCACCAAGAGUUAGAUGAGCCAGAGCAAAGCAAACGGCAGCUGGAUGGCUUUUAUGGGGCAGUGAUCGAUGUGGCUGAGAGGAACCAGAGCAGUGUGAAGACGGGUGAAAUAACAGGCCCACAGGAUGAAGAAGAGCUCAAAGAAUGAGAAAAGGUAGUGGCAAAAAGGAGAGAAUAAUGCCGUUUUUGAGGUAUGCUGAUGUUUUGUCUUGUUUUUUGACAGAAAAAUGCACAGGAUGUUCAGGAGACACUCCCCUGGGGAGAAAGGGAAAUGUGUAGGUCUCUAAAUAAAACUGAUUACGAAGGGUAGCAAUUUAGCACAAAAAAGGAAAGAUGAACAUAUUUUAAUUAACUGUGCCAAAAAUGUAAACAAUGCGUAAUUGAAAUGCAAAGCUGUGAAGCAUACUGCAUGUACAGAAUAUAUCUUACAUUAAUAAAUAGUCACUGACAGAUGGUUCAGUGGAAAUGUAUGAUUAAGAUGUAGCUUUUCAGUAAAUAAAUGCAGAAUUAUAUUUAAAAAAAAUUUACAAAUGAUUUUGCAGUGUUAACACAAAUAUGCAAGUCUGCUUUAACUUUCUUUGUGUGUAAAUCCAUGAUACAAAAAUCAUCAAUUAGGUUUUUCUAAAACCAUUGUUUAUGUUACGUUUGUUUAUUUGUUGGUUGUAACAAUGUUGUUUUUGAGAGAUAGAGAUAUGACAAAGCUUGAUGAAAUAAACUGUGAUUCUGUUCUAUUUUAUGUCUAAUGUUUAGAUUUUCUUUAAUUGCAUAACUUAGUUGUUUUGGGAGAAGGGCUGUGUUUUCAUUGUAGGACAAUGUAAUGGCGAUCAGCUGAAUGAGAUUCUGCGAAACAAUUUUUAAAUAAAAGCUUAAAUGCACGGA